Messenger RNA from Drosophila novamexicana, 4981 nucleotides. It is a transcript of the gene Ice1, whose product is annotated as little elongation complex subunit 1. The transcript has 2 exons. The record is from RefSeq and is a predicted model, not a curated record. The coding region runs from base 245 to 4966 and encodes 1573 amino acids. Lineage: Eukaryota; Metazoa; Arthropoda; Insecta; Diptera; Drosophilidae.
UAGUUCCUUGCCGGUCGUGAAACGCGCUAAUUUUAUGUUGUUUUUUCUCGUAAUUUUAACAUUUAUGCCCAAAGCGUAUUGUUAGAAUGCUUGUUCAUGGAAUUGAAGUAUUUAAUAUGCACCCUACUCGUUUUAAUAUAAUUGCGUUUGUUCGGUAAACCGCACGCGCCCUGCCAAAGCACAUAAACGUUUACCGCUCACAGAAAAACACGUGAAACCAAAAACAACAAAACGGAAUACGGCCAUGCCUGAGAAUUUGGAUUUCGAGGAGUUCGAUUUUCUAUUAAGCACACCACAAGAACUGUCGCAAAAUGAAAUCAACAAUAGCUUUCCCACCAAUGGGAAGUCCACGAAAAAGCGCCUACGAGUCGCCGACCUGAUUGCUAGCAACGAUGAGCUGGUGCGCCAGGUGAAGGAGCUGCAGGAACAACAGAAGCAGCUCUGUGGCAUGCAGCGAACCGCGAGCGAGGUAACCGAGCUAUACCAGCGGGAGAAACAACAACGCAUCGAGCUCGAGCGCCGUGCACUUGAGCACAGCGAGCGCUGCGUCGAUCUGGAGAAGCAGUUGGAUGUUCAGAAGUUAAACUGUGAGCACUUGCAGGAAGAGCUAAAAAACAAGUGGCUGCCAGUUGAUGCCAAAGAAAUGAUCAUUAUUUUCAUGCAGCUGGCGCAGCGCAUUGUCGGCGAUCCUCAUGCCAGCGGUCUAACCCGCUCCGAACAUAAUAUGUUGCGCAAGCUGAAGGACUACUGCAAGUCAGCGAAUAUUUCUAUACCCGCGCCAAAGAGCCCCACAAAGAAGCGAUCAAAGGGGGUGGCAGCUGCAUCGCAAUCAACUCAAACACAGCCGCUGCCGAUUUUACUAACGCCUCCUGCACCCACCAAGCCAGAAAUGUGCUCGAUAGCCAUACAAAGUGAGAGUUUUGUGACCACUCGGGAUCAGGGCAUACAGCACAAAAACACAACAACAACGCGCGGAACUACGACGGCCUCGUUCAUCCAAAUGCAUGAUGUGGGCACGUGCUUUCCAGAGCCUAAGCCCGCCCUGAAUGCUCAUCAAAUAUUGGAUAAGGUUCUCUCGUGGACAAUAACACCGCUCAGUCCCAUCGGGGAUCAAACACCGCCAACCGAAACGUUGCCCACAAUCAGUGUGGGCACCUGCACUGAUCUGUGCAAUGUGCAGCGUGAGAUUGACUUUCUGCCACAGCUGCCAGCACAACUGAAGCGCUCCGAUUCCCGGCCACCGUCGCGGGCUAUGUACGACAGCGUCAAGGACGAGUUAGCGAUACCUGCGGAUGCAGCUGCUCUUGAUGGCAAUAGCCACCACAUGGCCAAGGAGCUGCUUAGCUUUCUGCCGCACAAUCAAAGCGUUCUCGCUAAAAUGCCGCCCCAAGUCUUUGAGGAGGUCUGGCAAGUGAUGGGCCAAAUGGUGCUCGUUGCCCUGCAGAGUCGCUCCGCGAGCUCCAUUAGCCAAGCCGAUUUUCGCAGCUGGUUUGAUACGCUAUACGAAACCCAUCAGGCACAGAACGUGGCAUGUAGCAGCAAAGGCAACCACAGGGAACCCUCCCAUUUUCUGACAGAGCCCGAGGAGCGAGCGCCGCUUGAUGUUUGCAUUGAUCCCAUAAUAGAGCCGCCACCGGAAAUUGGCGUAGACCUAACACCGAUACGUCUGCCGAUCAAACCUCAGUUCAGGGCAAGGCCGAAGCCCAAAACCAAGCCAAAGAGGCAAAACCGACGCGCUAGACCUUACUCACGACCAAAGCCGCAACCGCAACCGGAGGCAAUUGCAAAGCCCAGCACACCCACAGAAACUGCGGUAGAUUUCCUAAGCAAUUUAAAUGCUUUCCAUAACAUCAACUGUGAUAAUCUGCAAAUUCAAUUGAAUGCAGAGGAGCGUCAAUGGCUGCGAUUGCCAGCUGCAACAGCAAACAAUCAACAGCCGCCGGACACACCGGUUGUUUGUAAGCAGUUUGCCUCACAAAGUCCUGCAGCACAGUCACCCGAUAGACUGGACGUGCAACUGGCUGCAGAGGAGCGUCAAUCGGAAUCAGAAGGGGAUAAUCCACAGUCGCCAGUCACAAAUGUCCAUUGUGAGCAGGCUGCUGUCGGAGAUCAAUGCAGCAAAGCGCAAUUGUGGUCCUUAUUUGGCAGUGAUUCCGAUUCGGAAGAUGGAGAAGCACAGCAACAUAAAACUGAAGAAACGUGUCAGCAAGGGAAAGCAGCGAUCGAAGCAGCAAACGAUUUUGAUACGCACGGCAUAGACUCCACAAGUCUAGACGUCGAUGAUGGCCUUUUGCAAAAACACCAUCUUGUAGAUAUAGUACAACCAAAAGCUGCAGAGGAAUUGCCGACGGAGUUGGCCAAUCAAACAGCAAGCAACCCCAGCACAUGUGAGUCGCAGCCGGCAUCAAGCGAAGAAGAAAGCUCUCCUAUCAGCUCCGAGUCACAGCCAAAGACAACAAGCGAAGAGGCAUUGGAUUCAGAUGUGGACAGCGUGGAUAGACCUUCAGUCCUCAAUGAGUGUAAUGCUUGCAACGACUGCAAACACCACGAGGAAGAUAUAAAACUGGCAAUUGUUGAGCAGGCGCCUGUUGGCAAACGCGUGCGAAAAACAAGCGAACGUUGUGAAUCCGAGUCGCAGCCGGCAUCAAAUAAAAAAGCUAACGAUUCGAAUGUGGAUAGCAUGGACAGGAUAUUGGUUACCAAUGAUGGUAUUAACAGCGUCUCUGAUCAUCACCAGAAAAAUGUAAUAGUUCCAAAUGCCGUAGCGAGGCUCCCUGUACCGAGGCCAGCUGCUAUUAGCAGGCGAAAAGUCAACAAGCGCAACACAUCCGAGUCAAGUGAAACAAAUGAUUUCGAUGCGGCCUACACGGAGAGCAACUUAAUCAUCAAUGAUGUGGAACUUCGCAGCAACCUCGAUGACCACAAUAAAGUCAAGACGAUGCCUCCUAACGAAUCCAUGCAAAAAGGAAACUCGCGUGUCAGUUCCGAGUCUCAGUCAGCGCCAUGUGAAGAAAAUGCUGACAAUCAAAGCAACUCCGAUUACCACAAUGAUCAACUGAAACUGCCAAAUGUAGAGCAGUCGCAUAUGUGGAUGUCCGUUUGCAAACGAAGUAGAAAUUCAAGCAAGGGCUGGUUUGAUUGCACAUUCGAGUCUCAAGCGGUGUCAAGUGAAGAAGCAAACGAUUCGGAUACGGACAGCAUGGACAGGCCUUUAGUCAUCAAUGAUGGUUAUCUAUCCAGGGGAUCGGAUCCCCAUGAUGAAGAUAUUAAGUCUUGUAAUGAUAUAGGUAAGCUGACUGCGACAACGCCUUCUGGCAAACGCAAACGUGGAGUAAUUACGCGUAGCACAUGCGAGUCUCAAGCGGCGACAAGUGAAGAAGCAACCGACUCGGAUGCGGACAGCACGAACAUGCGUUUGGCCAAAUAUAGUGAUCUGCACAGCGAUUCAGAUCAACACGAUGAAGAAAUGAAACUUGAAAAUGCUCUUGAGCAGCUGCCCUUGAGAAUGCCCGCUGGCAAACGCAAGCGGAACUGGAGUACGCGCAGCACAUCCGAUUCGCAGCCCGUUGAGAAGCGUCUGACGCGACUCCAAGCCAAGCAGCUGUUGCUUGAAGCAGGUAACCAGGAAACGAUCAAAGUCACAAGUGAAACGCAGCCCAGCUGCAUAGAUGCUUGUUCGCCCAUGUCGCCGGUUGGCUGCGAGCAGGUUGACAGCGAGCCCAUCGAAAUUCCACUGGAGCCGCCCGGGGGUGAGCACAGCGCGAGCGUGCCAAAGGCAUUGUUAUGUUUCCUGGUGAACGCUGUCAAAGCCAAUGCCAAACAACGUGGACACCGCAAGCAGAAGCUAAACAAGAAACAAAUGGAGCAACUGCAGCCAAAAAUGGUUGAUUACUUGAAGCACUCGGUGCCGCUGGACUUGAGUUCUGUUCAACUGGAAACAGCCGAUGCCCAGGUGCUUGUAAACGUGCUGAUAUCGGCAUAUGGAGAACUGCAGCUGGAAGCUGCAGAUGGCAGCGCCCAGGAGCGUCUGCUGACUGUGAUUAGGCAGUUGGAGUGCCAGAGCUGCACGUUUAUCGAGCUUUUCAUGAACACGCUGGAGCAGCGUUUAUUUAGCCUGAAGGAGCGACUCACAGAGCCGGUGGCAAUCAAAUUUGUGAAACUCUCUUUGCAGUUGAUUGGACUGCAGGCAAGCCUAACGAGUCCCGUUGAGAGCUAUGUUAAUCCCGCACGCUUAUUACUGGCCAAAAUACUCUAUCAUUAUAGCAAGCAGAUGUCGCAACUGGUGCUAGCGGUGCUAUGCCAUUUUCCAACCGUUCUGCCGCAUCGAGAAGAACGAGAUUAUGAUCAUGCGGAUCCAUUGAUUACGGUCAUUAAGCAUCUGCUGAUGAGCCAUCAGUACAAUGUCAGCGAUCCGCAUGGAACCGAUCGUGCGCUAAUCUCCAAGCUACGCUUUGAAUAUCACUUUCAGCCCUUUGAACCCACCAAGCAGCAGGUGAUCGAGAAUCUGGUAGAGAAAAUAAAAGCUGGCCGCGCCCAUCAGCUUAGCUAUGCCUUUGCGCUGUUCUGCAGGCGAAGCGCUCAUCUGAAUGUGAGCAAUGUGCUGGCGGAACAUCUGCUGCCGCUGGCCAACAGCUAUUGUGAUCUAUGUGUCCAAAGCGAGGAGUACGAUGCGCGGCUUGAGUGCCUGCUGCAGUGCAUCUCAAUGAUUGUCAAACAGCUGCCGCUGGAUGGCAAAUCUGAUAUCUCUGGCUACAUAGCGCUCUUCAAGCGUAUACUCGUAGCGGCGCCACGACCCCUUGUCCAGCAAGCAGCCGUUCAAGCCAUAUUGCGCACACAGCGCUUCGGCUACGGAUUUGCUCUGGACGCCCUGCAGGGCUAUAGGCCGAGCUAUCAGCUAACAUCUCUGACACGUGCUAUGCUGCGCAGUUUUGUUGAACGCCGGCAUCAGUAUCUGCUGUAUCGCUAAGGAUGGUUUCCGAAU